AUGAACUCAAAAAGGACUUUAUCAAGUAUGCCAAGCGACAACAUGAGCAUUGUUUCCUGUUACAAUAUAGAAUCUUGUAACACAACUCAAAAAACUCCAACUGUCCUUGAAUAUUCCUUCGAGUCCCAGCUCAUAUCAAGAUCAACUGCUCGAAAAAGCAAUUUUUCAUUAACAAGCUACUCCAAAGCUGAGACAAGCUGCAAGUGCUCAGUUUUCUAA
Blepharisma stoltei is the source of this 219-nucleotide messenger RNA. Lineage: Eukaryota; Ciliophora; Heterotrichea; Heterotrichida; Blepharismidae. The record is from the annotation of a GenBank genome assembly.